Molecule: messenger RNA, 1446 nt
Organism: Exserohilum turcica Et28A
Lineage: Eukaryota; Fungi; Ascomycota; Dothideomycetes; Pleosporales; Pleosporaceae
Exons: 4
Coding region: 1-1446 (481 amino acids)
Biological process (GO): transmembrane transport
Cellular component (GO): membrane
Molecular function (GO): transmembrane transporter activity
Source: RefSeq, a predicted model, not a curated record
AUGGCUUCUUACGCAGACGAGAAAGGCGAUGUCGCCGCCAUUGAGCGCAUGGAAUCCAAAAUCUCGUCUAGCGAUGCGGCCAUCAACCGGUUUACGCCUGAGGAGCAAAAGAAUAUUAUACGCAAAGUUGAUCUUCGACUCAUCCCCACUCUCGGCUUCAUGUACUGCGUGUCGCUCAUGGACAGAACAAAUCUCGGUGUCGCAAUGGUAGCAGGCAUGGGUGUGGACCUGAAGCUUACCAGCGAGAGAUACAGUACUGUUGUCCUAUUGUUCUUCAUCACAUAUGUAGCGCUCCAGCCUCCUGCUACUGUCGUGCUACGGAAACUGGGUCCAAAGCUGUUCCUUCCAUCCAUCGUGGUCAUCUGGGGAGCCGUCAUGAUUGCGUUUGCAUUUGUAAAGGAGUGGACGACUUUGAUCCCACUUCGUCUGCUCCUGGGUAUCUUCGAGGCUGGUUUCUUCCCGGGCUCCGCAUACCUCCUUUCGUGCUGGUACAAGCGAUACGAGCUCCAGAAGCGCAAUACCUUCUUCUUCCUCAUCGGAAUGCUGUCAUCCGCCUUUUCGGGUAUCCUGGGCUACCUCUUCUCACUGCUCAACGGCUACGGCUUCCAAGCAGCAGACCCCACCAAGAGUGCCCCCAAUACCCCCGUUGGCUUCGGUCCAGGCUUGUCAGGCUGGAGAUGGAUUUUCAUGCUGCAGGGCAUAAUCACUGUCGCCAUCGGCCUCGUCGGAUGGUACUACAUUGUCGAUUUCCCCGAGCUAGCUGCUAAGCCCAGCAAGAUACAGAAAAAGUUCCUCGAGCAAGACGAGGUGGACUUUGUCGUGGCGAGAAUCCAGCAGGACCGGCAUGAUGUAGUGGCAGAGGAGUUCAACCUCCGAAAGUACCUUGCUGGCAGCUUGGAUCUCAAGGUCUGGGGCUUUGCCUUGAUCUACAUGUUCACAACGACCAUCACAUAUGCCAUUGCGUACUUUCUUCCAAUCAUCCUCAAAGAUGGAAUGGGCUUCAGCGUUGCGGCUAGCAAUUGUCUGGUUGCCCCACCCUACGUUUUCGCCGGCUUCGUCAUGAUGGGGUUGGCGUGGGCAGGCGACAAGUACCAAGUUCGGUCUCCAUGGGUUAUUGCGAAUGGCGUUCUCGCUCUCAUCGGCCUGCCUAUGAUUGGCUUCAGCAAAAAUUUCGGCGCAAACAACAUCCGGGGCCAGUGGAAGCGCGCUCUUUGCUCUGCUACGCUUGUCGGUGCCGGAGGCAUUGGUGGUAUCCUGGGCGGCACUGUCUUUAGGACGCAAGAUGCUCCUGAUUAUUUCUUGGGCAUCGUCGCGUGUAUGGUUUCGGCGGGCUUUAUUAUUAUUUUGUCAUUGAUGUUGAACUUGAAGUUUUGGAGAGCAAAUAAGAGGGCUGCUAGUGGUGGUAAGGUUAUUGAGGGGCUAGAGGGGUUUAGGUAUACUUUGUAA